Molecule: messenger RNA, 3209 nt
Organism: Ctenocephalides felis (cat flea)
Lineage: Eukaryota; Metazoa; Arthropoda; Insecta; Siphonaptera; Pulicidae
Biological process (GO): phosphatidylserine exposure on apoptotic cell surface; apoptotic process involved in development; engulfment of apoptotic cell
Cellular component (GO): plasma membrane
Source: RefSeq, a predicted model, not a curated record
UAAUUAUUAAGUCAUUGUUUAAAUGGAAUCGUUAUUCAAAUCGGUAUUGUUUAACAAUAACUAUGGUGAACAUUAUACAUGAAUGUUGAUUAUUAUUGUAAUGCCUUGCCAUGGCAGAAUUCUUACCUAUAUGUGAUGUAUUGUUUAAUGUAAUUUCUCUUGCCGGUUAUUUUUGUGAUGUAGUGUUUGAUGUUGUGAUGGGAUAUGCUUUAUUAGAUAGAGGCUAUUUAAGAUGUUUCUGUGCAGUUGUUUUAUUAGUCGGAGGCUCAUUGAUAUUAUCACAGAUCAUUUCAUUAAGAUGGUAUCUUAAACCGAAAAUAUCCAAUAAACUUCCAAACAAUGUGCAAGAGCAAAAGAAACAUCAUAAUAUAGUACUUACGGCUGUUAUAGCGGUGCACUGCUUGCAAUUAGGAGUAUUAUGGAGAUACGCUAAACUGUUUAUUCCUGUUGACUUGAAAAAUGUUAAGCAUGAAGUACGAGAUUUGUGUAUGCUUAGGAUUCAGCAUGGAUUUUGCCAAGCAGCUCCUAUGCUAUUGUUGCAACUAUAUCUGAUGUCUGACCGUUUCAUGAAUGAUUCUGAUUCAGACACUAUUAUAUCAGAAGCUGAUACUGCAUUCUUUGAUAUGAAUACAGUUGCAGCUUCUUUAUCAUUAUUCAGUGUUUGUUGGUCUUUAGCGAGUUUUAGCAAGAAUGUGCGAUUGCAAAAUGUCCACAGAUGUUUGACAUGGCUUGGAGUCAUUUUUCAGUUUUUGUGGCGUCUGGGUACUGUUUGCUCACGUGUUACAGCACUCACAGUUUAUGCAACUUUGUAUGCACAUUGGGUUUUUCUCGUCAUAGGAUUACAUUGGAUAUCCAUGUUUUUGUGGCUAAUAUCACCGAGAAACGUUUUUCAUGGAGAAAAAUUCUCAAGGAGCAAAAAAUGCAUGAUUGCUGCAUUGAUUUCAUUUAUUUACGUUUUUGCCUAUGUAAACCUUCAGGAAGUGAACCACAAAAGAAAGAUGGUCACUUUUUAUGUAGUCAUGUUUUUGGAGAACACACUACUUGUAAAUUUAUGGCUAGUAGGCAUAUGGUCAAUUCGCCCAGCAAGAUGGUAUUUGGUACCACUUUUUAUUAUUGGCUGUUUUGCAAUAGGACUACUAUUUAUGAUGUUAUAUUACAGGUUUUUCCAUGUUCGUAGACUUGGCUAUGAAGAUGGUGGUAGACCACCUUCAGUUAAUAGAAAUUUAUGUAGGAAUCCAAGCAUAUGCAAAAAUCUAUGUAAGUGCAAAGUAACAAAUAAUUCUACUAAAGUUCAAUGUGAACAAGACCGAAUAAGCGAAUUGCAAUCAACACAAUUACAUAAUGUGCCAGGUGUAUUUAAUUGCCGUUUCACAAAUCCAGUAGGAAACAGUACCAAACGAAAGAAGAAGAAACCUACGUCUUUCAUUCCACCACCAGCUGCAAUUGACACAGCUUUGCCACCAGUAUCUGGCCCAGAAAGUAUACCGUUUUGGAGAAAACCAUUGCCAAAUUUGCACAUUCAUCAGGGAGGUUCUAGUGAAAAUGAAGGCAGUUCUGUAAGCAGUCGUAUUAAUAUUUAUCAAAAACUGCAAGAAAAGAAACAAAAGCAACUUGCUGAACUGAAAAUAAUAGAAGAAGAGAUUAGGCAAGGAAAAUUGGGUGGACCAACUAAUAAAUCUCAGGAUAAUUUUUCAACCCUACCCAGACAGCCAAUUCCAGUCUCUAAGAAACAUAAUGACAUUCAACCUGUGGUGUGGGGUUCAACAACUCCUGAAUUGGAAAAGAAUUUUGAGAAUCUUAAUAAUAUAACAAAUAAUGGUUGCUUGAAUUAUCAGGGACAUGCUAUACCUAAUUAUAAUAUGUUGGGUUCUGAUAUUUUGUACAACAGUGAUAUGUACAUACAUGAUUUGAAUGAAUUUCAAAGACCUUGUCAAAACAAUGGAGAUGCAUCACCAGUAUCACAAAUUUCUGCUACAGAAAGCAACUCAUUGACCCAGAAGACAUUGUCACAUAUACAUAUGGCACAAGAGUUUUCAUAUCCAGAAAAUAUUCAAGUUUAUAGUACAAAAGAGCCAAACUCUUGUUUAUCAAAUUAUAAUGAUAACUUAUUCUUAAAAGAUACUACAAAUAAUGAUAAGAAAAGCCAUACUGCGAUUGGAAUUCAAAGCCAUAGUCCUAAGCUGCCUGAGCUUUCAAGAGGUUGUGAUAGGCGCAGUGCUAAUUUCAGUACAAAUCAAAUAAAUGAGAAAGUAAAAAAUCACAUUUCUCAAAAUCCAUAUGUUGUUACAAAUUCAUUUCACUACAAUGUUAUACCUCCACCUAAAACAAAAUUAGAGAGACAGAAGUUAGAUCAAAGCAAAGCUCAAAGAUCUCGAACACCAGAAUUAUUGUUAUCUCCUCAUUAUUUGAACAAUGCUGGUUCUUAUAUAAAUCAGAGAGAGCCAAAUUAUAGUAUUUUAAAUGCUUUGAACGAUAAUGGCCAUUCAUCCCAACACAUGAGAAAGCAAGAUUAUGGCAAACCACAUCAAAAUCAUUUGGAGCAAGAUGAUGAUUACAAUGGAGAAGCGGCACAUAGUGAUAUUGACAGCCAGGUAUCUAUUCCUCGUUCAUAUACAUUACCCAGAGAAUUCAAAUACUAUAAGAGAAACCGGUGCAGAAAAAGUAAAAACGAGCAUGUUGCAAGCACAAAUAGUAGUGAUGGAGAUGUUGACAGUGGUGAUGAUGAUGAAUAUUUGAACAGGUCUUCUAUUCUGAAUCAAAAUAAAUUAUCAAAUAGACUUAGCGGUCAGCAUACACCGAUCUUAGAACAUAUGCAUGCUAAUAUUGGAAAUUGUAAUCAUCGAGAUAAAUAUAACACUUGUGAAGAAUCAGCUGAAGAGCACUUGAAUUAUAGCACAUCAAUUAGACCAAGUAGUAUAGGAAGAAAAAAAUAGAGAAAUGUAUUCUACCACAAGUUUUUCGAAUGGUAGUGAAUAUGGGGCAAUAAAUUUUUCAAAUGGAGAAUUAUCAAUAAAUCCAAGACAUUCUAGAGUAAGACAUUAUUGUAAUGGACCAAGACCCGAAACUAAGUUAUAGAAAGAUUUUGAACUAUAUAUAAGUUAAUAAAUAUGGUAUUUAAUUAUUUUGUAUUAUAUUUUAAAACCUUCAUGAAUUGUAAAUAACACAGAGACUUUCUUAGAUGAGAAAAUGUAUUUAUUAGGAAAAUGAAG